This is a messenger RNA of Neoarthrinium moseri, 2103 nucleotides long. RefSeq lists its product as uncharacterized. Gene Ontology annotation, biological process: carbohydrate metabolic process. Bases 1 to 2103 code for a protein of 700 amino acids. The record is from RefSeq and is a predicted model, not a curated record. The transcript has 9 exons. NCBI's taxonomy places the organism in Eukaryota, Fungi, Ascomycota, Sordariomycetes, Amphisphaeriales, Apiosporaceae.
AUGCGCCUGCUCGGGAUUGCUACUUUUCUGGUGGGCCUUGCUUUCGGCCAAGCUCAGCAUGUCUUGCAAGUUGACCGUGGAUCUUCACUGGUUCAACCCGUAUACCGCCCGCUUUCUCUCGGAUCCACCAGCCCUUUGGGUUGGCUCCGUGAUCAGCUAGAAUUGGAAGCCAAUGGCCUCGCCGGCAACAUGUUUGACUUCUAUCGCUUUGUGCACAACUCGAAAUGGAUUGGAGGAACUACAGAGUACUCUAUCCUCGAUGAAGCAUCGCCAUACUGGUUCAACGGCCUGGUUCCACUUGCUUUCGGACUGAAUGAUACUCGAAUCAAGGGACAAGUGCAAUAUUAUCUUGACUAUGUGCUCGACCAUCAACAGGACGAUGGCUGGCUUGGGUUCGAAACAACCCAUCAGACUCGGGGCCUAUGGGCCAGGUGCCUGCUUUUGCUGGGCUUAAUGCAAUACGCCGAGGCUGAUUCUACCCAGACCGAAAGAAUAGUGGAUUCCAUGCAUCGAUACGUAGAGUUAGCACACAGUAUGCUACGUGAUAACUACACAGGUCUGUUGGUCCAUGGAGAUGAUGUAUUCGAUACUGCUGGGUUUGGUGUUGGCCGAACUCACGAAUACCACAUACCCUUACAAUGGCUUUACGAGAAGUACCCCCGCAAUAAUUCCGAGCUGAUAUGGGAGACGAUGGAGCUCAUGAUCGAGGGUGGCGUGCUCUGGGGCGCGGAUUGGAGGACUUUCUUCGUGGACGGUGUCUACCCGACCGUCUACCAAGAUGGUGUUACUCCGUGGAACCUGAGUUGGGUCUUCUUACACGGAGUGAACUACGCUGAAGGUUUACGCUAUCCUCUGGCAGUAUACCGCAUGACCCAUGACGAGAAGCUUAAAGAGCAAACCCGGUUCGCAACUGACCUGCUGGCGAAAUAUCACAAAUCCCUAGCUGGAACAAUUAUUGCAGAUGAAUACAUUUCGGAUUUGAAUCCGAAUAGAGGUGCCGAGCUCUGCAUUGCAGCUGAGAUGAUCUUCUCCAUGACCUGGAUUUACCAGUACCUUGCGGAUAAUGAUUUGGCCGAUUGGGUAGAACUUGUUGCCUUUAACGCCCUGCCGGCUUCGAUAUCCUCAGAUUGGUACAGUCAUCAAUACGUUCAACAAGAAAAUCAGCCAUGGUCUCGGAACCUGACAGAAGGAUCGGCAAUGUGGACUGACGUGAAUUCAUACUCCAAUGUUUUCGGGCUGGAGCCGAACUAUCCUUGCUGCACAGUAAACCACCCACAAGGAUAUCCGAAGUUCCUAGCGAACUCAUUUGUUAGCACUGAAGAUGGUGGUCUUGCUCAUGUCUACUUGUCUCCCGGAACGGUAUCAACAAUGCUCGAGGGUGACAAUUCGGUAACAAUAUCGGCUACUGGAACAUAUCCCUUUGGGCUGAACCUCAGCUAUCAAGUUUUGGCUUCCUCUCCGUUCUCCUUCUAUGUUCGCAUACCGACCUGGGCAAGCAAUGCCAGCAAGAUUACUGGACCGGGAGAAUCUUCGAGUCAGCCUAUAACCCCGUCCAGUAAAGGCCUGCAGGAAGUCAAAAUAGCAGCAGGGGAGAGCACCUUUACCGUCGAACUCGAUACGCAACCUCGAGUGGAGAUGAGAGCCAACAACACAGCCGGUGUUUACUACGGUGCACUCCUAUACAGUCUAGCAAUCGAAUACAAUGACACGGAAACUCCGGCCCGUCAAUACAAUACCCAGGCGGUUCUGCCUACGAACACUACGGACUCUCAUUCGCAUGACCAUAUUAUGGUACCGACAAGCCUAUGGAACAUUGCCAUAGAUCCGUCCCAGAUCGAAGUGGUGCAAAAGAAUGUUUCAACUAUUCCAAAUCCCGUUUGGUCUCUCGGCGCGCCGCCUGUGGAGUUGCGAAUCGCAGCUAUCGAGAUCGAGUGGCCCCUUCUUUACGACUCACCGGAUAUCCCACCGCUCAACCCAGUGACCAAGGGAAAGCCAUUCAGCGCACGCUUUGUCCCAUAUGCAAGCGCCAAACUACAUAUGGCCCACCUUCCUGUCUUAUCGUUACCAGAAGUCGAUUUACUUGAGGAUAAGAUUUCAGAAUAG